This is a messenger RNA of Orycteropus afer afer, 789 nucleotides long. It is a transcript of the gene DCAKD, whose product is annotated as dephospho-CoA kinase domain containing. Gene Ontology annotation, biological process: coenzyme A biosynthetic process. Gene Ontology annotation, molecular function: ATP binding; dephospho-CoA kinase activity. NCBI's taxonomy places the organism in Eukaryota, Metazoa, Chordata, Mammalia, Tubulidentata, Orycteropodidae. The record is from RefSeq and is a predicted model, not a curated record.
GCCUUACUCUCCAGUGACCCUUUGCCUCCUGGUUCCGUGGCUUCUGUCCUCCCCGUUUCCUGGACAAGAUGUUCCUGGUGGGCCUGACGGGGGGCAUUGCCUCAGGCAAGAGCUCAGUGGUCCAGGUGUUCCGGCAACUGGGCUGCGCAGUGAUUGAUCUGGACGUCAUUGCCCGGCAUGUGGUCCAGCCAGGAUACCCUGCCCACCAGCGCAUUGUGGAGGCCUUUGGCACUGAGGUCUUGCUGGAGAAUGGUGACAUCAACCGCAAGGUUCUGGGGGACCUGAUAUUUAACCAGCCUGACCUACGGCAGCUGCUCAGUGCCAUCACCCACCCUGAGAUCCGCAAGGAAAUGAUGAAGGAGACCUUCAAGUACUUCCUCCAGGGAUACCGCUAUGUGAUUCUGGACAUCCCCCUGCUCUUUGAGACCAAGAAGCUGCUCAAGUACAUGAAACACACGGUGGUGGUGUACUGCGACCGGGACACGCAGCUGAAGCGGCUCAUGCAGCGGAACAACCUGAGCCACGAGGAUGCCGAGGCCCGCAUCUCGGCCCAGCUGCCCCUGAAGGACAAAGCCCGCAUGGCCCACCAUGUUUUGGACAACUCGGGUGAGUGGAGCAUCACCAAACACCAGGUGAUCCUCCUGCACGCUGAGCUGGAAUGUUCCCUGGAGUACCUCCCACUGAGGCUCGGCAUCCUCACAGGCCUGGCUGGCAUCGCUGGCCUCCUCUACCUGCUCACCCGCUACCUCCUGCCUUCCCCCUAGCGGGGCACUCCAAGGCAGGAACCCC